ACCUCGACCGUCGGUUACUGUUCUCUCAACAACCGUUUUACCUCGUCGGAACUUCGUGCCUCGUCGGGGACCGACCGAUGUCCGUCGAUACUUGCCACCUGCCGCUUGUUUAUAGUCUGCUCACGCGAUUUUGCCUCUUGCCUCUUGAUUCGUUGCUAGUAUGACUCGGAUUGCUGACUGAAAGUAUACAUAUUAUAAGUGCUAAGGUGAUCAUCUUUAGUCAUACAAAUCGCCACCUGUAAAUUACCGUUCCCUACAAAGAACGGGCAGGUGAUGAGAUCCUUGAGGAAAAGGGAUUAAGUCUUCGUAUAUGUGGAGAUUUCUCACACUCCCAUAUAGGCAUCCUCCGUAUCCACAGCCAGAACACAGCCAAAACACAGCCUGCGUCCUCUUUGAUUAGUAGACAGAGGUGUUCCAUUUCCUUUAUGCUCCUACAGCUCAUGUCCAGGGGAAUGGAAAUUGUCCCACACAACUUGGUUCAGCUCGACCAGUGUGGAAGCGAAUAACGAGCAGCAUCUCAAAUUGCGUUCGCACCCCUCCUCCUUCCACUGGCUACAGUCCCUGUCGAAAAGUAGCGUCGCGGUCUGUAUUGCUUAUCAGAAGCAGGGCAAGAAUGCGAACAACAGAAGUGCAAGGCUAUGCUUGAUCCAGGGAGAGAAUGAGGAUGAGAGGUAUUUAACAUCGUCGAACCCUCUUGCGGAUAUUUAGUUUUUUCUCAUCCAUCUAAUAUCCUUCGGUUCGAUAAUCAAGACGAGAAGGCUGCGCUUUUUACUAGGAUGAAAGUUUUCAAGACAACUUGCCUUCCCCUCGUUCUCCUUUACGUCGUCUUCUCCUUUCCCAUCGCCAACGCCAGUUCGGCAUCUGACGUUGUCCAGAAACUCUGUGACCAACUAGGAACAGUUGCGGCAUGUAGAGCCACCAUCAAGAUUCCCACCGCCAGAGUGCGAUAUGGUACUAUCACGUUAUUCCGAAUCAAUUCGUGUAAAACGAAGAAAAAGGCUUUUGGUGUCUCGAUCUGUAUCCCCGGUACUGAAGCGCAGCAAGUUCGUACUCCAGUCGGACUGGAUAUCGUAUUGACAUCGGUGGACAUCUGUAAGUUCGCGACAAAAACGAUCCCGGGGCUACCGGAUUUGGUAAAGAAGAGUACGGCCGUUUGCAGAUGUAUCCCAGAUGCUUGGGCGAUGAUCGAUACAGAUACCUUCAAAGCAGUCGCGAAAUCCAAGAGCGUCAGCGAAAGUACCGGAGCCAUCCUAGCCAAAACUACCAAGUUCUACGCCUGCGCCAUCGACGCUGGCUUGAAUGUCCAAGAUAACAAACAGGGUCUAACUCAAGGCACUGGUGCUCUUGUCACCAAUGGCAACGUGAGGGUCUUCAAAGCGGCUGAACUCGAUCUUGAUCGAUACUCUGCUUUUGCCCUUGCCCUUGCACCUUGUUUUACCCCUGCCGGAUGUCAGCCUACCACUAUCGAAGGUUUCUUCCAAAAUUACCUCAAAGACUCUGAAGCCCUGAUCCUCGACCAGGUCAAGGCUACUUUCACUCCAUGGUCCACUAGUCUUGACGGCGUCGCCAACAGCUUCUCGAGUUUAUCCGCCAAUACAAAGUCGAUCGCCGACAUGACGACCUCCAUCCAAGCUGCCUCAACGAAGAUUGUAAACGAUUUCUGUCCGGAUGCAAACGUUUGUGCCAGCAACACAUUGACCGAAUUCAAAAAGCAAGUCGAGUCCACCCUUGACAUUUCCAAGCAGGUUGGUGAGGUCUAUGAUCUGGCUAAAGGGACAGUUCAAGACGCAAAAGACCUCUCCGACCUCAUUUCUUCCACUGUCAGCUUCUUUGAGAAUCUCAAUGACCUCCAAAUCGAGACCAUUGUUGUUAACUUCAUAACAUCCGGAGGCAAAAGUCUCGACGAGCUCGCCAAAAGUCUCAAAGUCGCUCAGAGGUUACCCAACAUCCUCAACUCCCUCGAAGCCAAGCUCCCUAACCUCCAAAAAACCAUCGCUUCCAUUGUUGUAAAAGGUCCCCAAUUCGUCGAUUCCCUCCAGGGGAUCUUUACAAGAAACUGGCUUAGUGAUUAUCAAGGUGAUGCAGCGACCGCCAGCAAGAUAGGUGACCAGGUGUUUGCGGUUCAAAAGCUUUUCGAGCAGCUCAUACCUCAAGCCACAGAGCUCUAUUCCAGUGUCACCUUUCUUGCCAACUCACUUGGGUCCGUCGAGAAAACUGGACAGAUUGGGAAGGUUGAUGUGGCGGUGGCUUCUUAUCAGCGAUGGACGAAGGGGUCAUUUGCUAUGCCCUGUUUGACUACGGGAAAGAUUACUUUUUCGAUCCUUUCCUUCAAAACAGUUGUAGACUACCCCAAGUUCUACCGAUGCGUUCAAGAAUACAACAUUCCCUUCCCCAACCAGCACAUCCCUUAUGUCCGACUUACCCUUCCUCAAGAUUCUACGCUUGCCAAACUUGGCCAGGACACCAAGGGUGCAACUACUUCCAUCACUUGGAGCGGUGCGAAACCUUCAGCAAACGGACAAGCUAAUUCCUCUGUUGCCUCAGCAGCUUCUUCUUCUUUCUCUUCAUCUGCGUCUGUAGUCAGCUCCAGCGCAGGUAUCAGUCCCUCCGAGGCUGCUUCUUCAGCUACGGUCACCUCUAGCGCAGAUAUCAGUCCCUCUGAGACUUCUGCUUCAACUACGGUCACCUCUAGCGCAGAUACCAGUCCCUUGGAGGCUGCUCCUUCAGCUGCAAUCUCCUCUAGCUCGGACUCCAGUUCCUCUGACGCUACUCCAUCUGUUGUAGUCUCCUCUUCUACGGCUACCCCUGAAGACAUUUCAUCCUCACUUACCACCGCCAGUACAUUCAAUUCCCCUCCUGCCAUCGAUACCACCCGUCGUCGUGCGGCGAGACGAAGGGCAAUCCCUUAUGACCGACGACAAGAAGGUGCAGAAGAUGAAGACGACCCAGUCCCAGUUGAUAUCGAUAUUACACUUGCUGCCCCUGCUUUAUCCGGUUACGCUACCGAUAGUACCAUGCUAUCUGUUCCUACCACCUCAGUCGCGUAUUCUGAGGUGGUCGAAGGUGAUACAACUCGUUCGGUAGAGAUUCCAGUUCCUACCAAUAUCCAAAUAACCGCCAUUGAGACCGCUGCUGAGCCCGGGCCUACAAGCAUCACUUUAGCUUCAGAGACAUACAACAUCUACAGCGAUGUUACCGAAACUGAGUUGGAAACGGUUAUGUCUAGUUGGAGUGCAUUGGGCACAGUAUCAGUCGAUAUGGCUACUCCGACUGAGGAAAUUGAUUCCGGCGGGCAGAGUGCAAUCGCUAGUAGCAGUUCUGCAUCAGCCUUUGCAACGGCCACAGCAAGCAAUGCAGCUGGGAAGAGUAAAGGUGGUGCUUGGGGAGAAGCUGGUGUGAGCCUGGUGGUAAUGGGCACCAUUGGAGGUAUUGCAUUCGAGGCGAUCUGGCUCUAAAUACGUUGUGACAAUAGCUGAAGAGCGAGGGGUGUAUGAUAUAUUUUUCUUUCUGCCAGACUCCUGUAAUAAGUGACUAUGUCUUCGAUGGUUUUAUGCAGUAGUAUCAGUAUUCGAGAUUAAUUAUGUC
Cryptococcus deneoformans JEC21 is the source of this 3585-nucleotide messenger RNA. RefSeq lists its product as hypothetical. Bases 777 to 3455 code for a protein of 892 amino acids. The transcript is spliced from 7 exons. The record is from RefSeq and is a predicted model, not a curated record. NCBI's taxonomy places the organism in Eukaryota, Fungi, Basidiomycota, Tremellomycetes, Tremellales, Cryptococcaceae.